AACCUAUAGUGGGGUAUCAAAAUAAAAGGUUUCUUAAGUAGCUUACAAAAAUGUACGUUAUUUAACUAAAUGGCGAGCCAACAACAAAAAAAAAAAGAUAAAAACAAGACAACUUAGUGUUCACAAAUGCAGUCGGAAGCAUCAAAUACAUUAUAUCACCAACAAAAAAUUAGAUAUUAGACUAUCGAUAGAUAUCACAAGCGUACCAAAAACAACAACACUGGCUGGUGGGCAGUAAAUUCGGACUGUCAUUUUUGUGACUGACUGAUCUUGUGAGUUUGCGGUUUGCGCAGCCCAAAAUAAUACCUUCCAAUAAUCUAAGUUCCAACCAACUCUUUGUUCAUAGAAGCCGGUAUUAUUAUACAAGCAGUACAGAGAUCAUAUGAUCAAAAUGGCGUCACAGAUUGAAAAUAUGAUAAAUGCCUACAAAACAUUGUCAAAAAUACCUUCCGUUUUGGGCGGUAGGCUUAUUAAACAUGGUACCAAAAUAUCAUCAAGGUGGUCAGUCAAGAAUCUAGAUAAAGGGAAGAACACUAAGUUCCUUUACAACUAUGUGUUGAAUGACAGCUUCAAUGUGAUAGCAGAGAGUGAAUUUGGAAUUGAUAUUAGUACUGAGGUGCUCUCAUCAGUGUCGCCUCGCGAGACGUUCAAGGCAGUCAUUCGUGAAGAAAAGGACAAGGAUGUGAAGAAGCAAUACUUGGAGGUGUGGAGGAAGAACCAACUGCUGCACAGCAUCAACCUUACCGCGUUGGACUUACACGGCGACGUCUAUGCCGACCCUGAAUUCGGCGGACUGGACUGGUCGCCCGACGAGUCGGCCGUCUUGUACGUGGCGGAGAAGAAACUGCCUAAACCAGAGCCGUACAUCAAGAGGAAGCCCGAGGAGAGGCCACAGUGCAAUGGCGGGACCUGCGAGACUGCGCCUAAUAAUAAGGGCGAAGAGUUCCUGUACAGACAAGACUGGGGCGAGCAACUAGUGGGCAAGCACUUAUCCGUGGUGGUGGUAUGUCAGCUGGAGACCGAGAAGGUCUCGGUCCUCGGAGGCCUGCCGGAGACCUGGUGCCCGGGACAGGUUGUUUUCGCGCCGGACGGCGAGAGCGUGGUGGGCGUGGCCUGGGAGACGGAGCCGCGGCGCCUGGGCCUCAAGUUCUGCACCAACAGGCCUAGCUACAUCUUCAGCCUCACCAAUGAUGGGACUAUGAAGAAACUAUCUAGCGAAGGCAUGGCAGUAAGGUCGCCUCGCUUCUCGCCCGAGGGUGAUCUGGUGUGGUUGCAAAGAACCACGGGCGGGCCACACCACGCGUGCCACGCGCUUGUCAUGAUGAAGAAGGGACAGAGCGAAGUGUCAACCAUCAUAGACAUUGUGGAGACCGAGAUCCAGAUCGCCAACGGCUCGUUCCACGGCCUGUACUGCCAGGCGCUGCCCGAGCGCUGCUUCGUGGACAACAAGCGAGUGUUGUUCUCCACGCCGCAGCAGACUGAAGUUAGAUCCUACGUGGUCAACUUAGAAAGCAAACACAUUGUGGACAUAUCGAACAGGACGACGCCCGGCUCUACGUCGGUGCUGGACAUACAGUCCAAUGUAGUCCUGGCUGUUUGCUCCAACAUGACCACUCCUGGACAGUUGUUCGUGAGCCGAAUGCCGACGGCGGGAACAGAGGCCGACGCGCGCUGGGUGCGAGUGAGCGAGGCGGCCGACGUGCCUCUCUCUCUUGCUACCAGCUCGGUGCAAUACUUGCAGCUUACGCAUGAGAAUUCGGAGGACAGCGUCAAAUCAUUCACGGCGAUAUACAUGGCGCCGCAGAAGGAAGGCAAGCUGCCGCUGGUGGUGUGGCCGCACGGCGGGCCGCACUCGGGCUUCGUCAACGCCUUCGCUAGCGAAGCCGCUUUCUUCGCCAUGCUCGGCUUCGCGAUGCUCCAAAUUAACUACCGAGGGUCCACAGGCGGCGGCCAGGCUUCCGUUGGCUUCCUGCCUAAGCGGGUCGGCUCAGCUGACGUCGUAGACUGCAAGCUCGCCACAGAUAUAGCCCUAAAACAGUUCCCGAUCGAUGAGAACAAGUUGUGCCUUGUCGGAGGCUCGCACGGAGGCUUCCUGGUCACGCACCUCAGUGGACAAUACCCAGAUCUAUAUAAAGUUGUGGCAACGAGGAACCCGGUGACAGAUGUCGCUACGAUGUUCAAUUCCACUGACAUCGCGGAUUGGUGCGCAGUAGAAGCCGGAUUCGAAUUUACAGAGAAGGGCCCGGUGUCCGAGGAGCAUAUGCUCGCCAUGCGGCGUUGCUCGCCCAUCGCGCACGUGCACAAGGUCAAGGCGCCCACCGCUAUGAUGUUGGGAAGCGGCGAUAAGAGGGUGCCGCUCUUCCAAGGACUGGAGUACGCCAGGAGGCUCAAGGCUAAUGGGGUUACCACUAGGAUAUACAUGUAUGACGACAACCAUUCGCUGUCUUCGCCGGCUGCUGAAAUGGACCACGUUAUCAACACAGCCAGCUGGUUCUUCCAGCACCUCUCGUGAACACCUUGACUGAUUGACGUAGCAUCCAACCAAUUUUUAUACCUUCAUAAAAUAUUCUCCGACGUAGUAUUCAACCAAUUUUUAUACUUUCAUAUUCUCCCAUUUGCUAACUAUAGAUAUAAGGAUGUUUUGUAUAAGUAAAGUAGUGGAACUGACAGGAUAAAUAUCGAAUAAACAUAAGUAGGUACUUUUUGGAUACGAAUUUGUGAUAAGCCUAAAAUAAAAAUAGCUAGUCCUUUUCAAUUCUUCACAUCAGGGGGUUCUUUACAGCUUUUGAUAUCAUUUUCUGGUUUAUCUGACUUUGUCGCUUAUGCCAGAAUGAGAGAAAGAUAAAUAGAUCUCACUAAGCCCCAAAGCUUUAGGAUUUUGUACAGAAAAAUAAUUUCCUUUUAGAUAUUAAUUUACCUACUAUUGAAAUUUAGAUAUUAGUUUUCUGUUGCUAUUAUGUUAUUACUUUUUGAACCUAUUUAGCGAAUGUUUUCGUGCCAGAUCUAUUGUUAAGCUUUAUUUAAUAUUGCAUUUUUUCUUAUACACGCAAAUAUUUACUUGAUUUAUUAUGCGAAUCAUUUUAUUUUAUUAUUAUUGAAAGCAUUUCUUUUUAUCAUUGUACAGUCAGUUCUGGAGUUGGCUCAAUUUUGUAAUCAAUAUUAUAUGUAAUAUUAUUUAACAACUUUUUGCUGACUGUACAUCGUUACUUUAGUUUAUUAAAAUAAAAAAAAUAUUUGUUA
Messenger RNA from Ostrinia nubilalis (European corn borer), 3240 nucleotides. RefSeq names its product acylamino-acid-releasing enzyme-like. Gene Ontology annotation, biological process: proteolysis. Gene Ontology annotation, molecular function: serine-type endopeptidase activity. The record is from RefSeq and is a predicted model, not a curated record. The coding region runs from base 383 to 2512 and encodes 709 amino acids. Lineage: Eukaryota; Metazoa; Arthropoda; Insecta; Lepidoptera; Crambidae. The transcript has 15 exons.